Molecule: messenger RNA, 2829 nt
Organism: Frankliniella occidentalis (western flower thrips)
Lineage: Eukaryota; Metazoa; Arthropoda; Insecta; Thysanoptera; Thripidae
Product: delta and Notch-like epidermal growth factor-related receptor
Exons: 12
Coding region: 1-1857 (618 amino acids)
Biological process (GO): establishment or maintenance of epithelial cell apical/basal polarity; heterophilic cell-cell adhesion
Cellular component (GO): protein-containing complex; plasma membrane
Molecular function (GO): calcium ion binding
Source: RefSeq, a predicted model, not a curated record
AUGGCGGACCAGCCGUACGUCGUGGAGGUGCCGCACUUCCCCAGCGACCUGGACGCCAAGCUGGGCAGCCUGGACUGCGUGGUGCCUCCGCUGCCGCCGCAGUCCAUCCUCUGGAGGGCCAACCAGACCCACGAGCUGGAGCUGCCGCUAACGCAUUUACAAAAUGGCAUUCAAAGAGUUGAAAACUGUGCUACUUUUCUACGAUUAACUGAAUUUGGCAGCACUGCUAAAAUUUAUCCCUCAAUAAUUUUUACAAUUAUGCAACAGUUUGGAAAUCUACGAAGCAUUGCCCCCCAGGCGCCGCACCAGCCGCAGGAGGCCGUGUACGGCGUGACCCGCGAGGAGAUGGCCGGCUGCGACGUGGCGCAGGGCCUGCUGCUGGACAUCACGCCGCUCCCGGUGGACGGCAAGAUGCUACUCGCCCUCUACGACAAGGACCUCUCGGACGGCGACAACUUCCUCGUCAUUCUCUCCGAGCGUUGGGCGCCCGGUCGGUGCGUGAGGCUGCAUGUGCUCAUGAAGUCCGACAACUGCGGCGAGAACCAGGACUGCUCAGGCAAGGGCGUCUGCUACUCCAAGGACAGCAUGGAGGGCUUCGAGUGCCAGUGCUGUCCGGGCUACCUGGGACCGCACUGCGAGGAGCGGGACGCCUGCCUGCCGUCGCCCUGCCUCAACCAGGGCAUCUGCUUGGACGUGAGCCAGGGCCACGAGGACACGCAGUUCUCCUGCCUCUGCCCCUACGGCUUCACGGGCGACCGGUGCGAGGUGGUGACGGACCCGUGCGACUCGGAGCCGUGCCGCAACGGCGGCUCCUGCCGGCGCAGCGCGCGCAACGGCACGCAGUGGUGGUGCCAGUGCGCGCCGGGCUUCCACGGCGUGCAGUGCGAGCGGCCCGUCCUGGCCCUGGCCGCCCCCGAGGACCCCGUCGUCGUCGCGCCCGCCACCCAGGUCGCCGCCGUCGUCGUCGCCCCCGCCGCCUCGCCUUGCGUGCCCUCGCCCUGCAAGUACGGCCUGUGCAUCAGCAAGGGCGGCCAAGCCUCCUGCUACUGCCAGCCAGGAUUCACGGGCAAACGAUGCGACUUGCAGUUCCGCAUGUGCGGCUCCAUGCCGUGCCUCAACGGCGGCGACUGCGUGGACGUGGUGGACGGCUUCACGUGCAAGUGCGGCCCGGGCUACUCGGGCGAGCGCUGCGAGAACAAGGUCCCGCUGUGCCACGACAAGUCGUGCCGGGCCGGCCAGGAGUGCGUCGACCUGGGCAACACCAUCACCUGCCGCUGCCCCGUCGGCACCUCCCCGCCAGACUGCAAGCCCACGCCGGCGCCGCCAAAGCCCUGCUCUAGCAGCCCGUGCAGACACGGCGGGACGUGCUACAACUCUGACAGGGGCUUCUACUGCGCCUGCCGCCCCGGCUACACCGGGACCACCUGCAACGAGGAGGCGAUCCUGGAGGAGAUCCCUGCAGGCUCGGCGCGCGCCGAGCUCGCCGCCAUGACGGAGGAGCGCGCCGACGUGCGCUUCCACCUGAGGCCGCUCAACGUGGCGGCCGCCACCCUCUGCUGCGCGCUGCUCAUCGCCGUGGUCACGGUCGCCACCUGCCACUGCCGGGUGCACGAGACCUACAAGCGCUGCCUGGCCGUGCCGUGCGGGCGCGACGGAGAGGAUGCCAUGCAGGCCGCCCUUACCAGCAAGAGUACGCGUGGCCAGCCGCUGCUCGAUUCGCUGAGAGAGCCCAGCUUCCCCGGAUCGCCCUCCCCCAGGUCGUCGCCCACCUCCAAGACGGCGCCCCUGCUCGACGCGUCCGACAUCUACUACGCCCUGGACUUCAGCGACUCGCAGAGCAGCCCGCUCAUCCAGUAACCGACCGUACCCACACCCUGGUUCACAGUUCCUGACCCAUGGCCAACCACUCUCCUCCGAUGGAACACGUUGCAAUGGUUCUGCUCGGAGAGCGAGAGAGGGGGUUGUGCAGUUUAAGUGGUUUUAUUCAAACCAGCCGUCCGCAUUUCACCCGAAAGUUCCCACUGGAUGGAAGGAGUUCAGCGUUAAGAAGAAAAGAUCGGUUUUUAUCUGGUUUGCUGGACUAAACAAACACAGGCCUCAAAAACAAUUGUUUGCAAUGUUGUAAUGGGAGGCAUUUAAAAAGUUGUUGCAUAUUCCUAGCAGAUUUUUCCUCUUUUCUUCUGAAGGCUGAACUCCACCAUUAAAUUUUCUUAGCCACUAAUUUCUGUUCCUGAAUCAGAUUUUGAAUUUCAACUAAAAAUCCUUCCUGAAGCUAAAUGCGUGCCAAAAAUUAAAUAUAUUUUAUGUAGUUCCGCAAUCAUGUUUUCUGUCCUCAUAAAUAAAACAUUAUUUAAUAAUGUACAAAGUGAUCACAACACAGCUGGAUGACCAUCUCAACGCCUGCACAAAACUACCAAUUUUUGGUUGCGAUGAAUUUUUCUUGUGUGCGUGAAAGACUGUUGAGUAUGGUUUCCCUGUAGAAUUUUAUUAUUGUCAAUUUCUUAGCUAUAUCGUGAGCAACACAAUAUGCUUCAACAUCAACUAAGGUUUUGUACGUUACAGAAAACAUUUAGCUAACCUUCAAUAGCCUAAAAAUUUAUACCGUGCUUUCAUGAGUUUACAAAAUUAGCAGUCUCACUCAAACAAUUUUCGAUACAUGAAAUUUUCAUUGUAAAAAUUGAUGCUCAAAUUAAAAUAAGAAAAUAAAGCAACGGUGUCUCCAGAUUACUUAAAGGCCAAGCGAAUGGCCAAUUUGUUUUAUUGUUACUUUGUUUCUAAGCUCUUUUGUAAAAAUAUAAGUAUAAUAAAUGUGUAAAACAAAAACGAAAA